AUGGGGCCCCCGGGCAAUAGGGGAUCAUGGGGCCCCUGUGUCCUUGCCCAAACUCAAAAUAGCCUAUGAAAAAGGACAGAGAAAACUGGGUAAUAGACUUAACCAUUCCCUUCCCAAUCCAAGCAAGACAACAUUUAUUGGCUUUAUAUGCAAAUUAUAAUACUCCUGAGCAGGGGUGGACUGACAACUCUUGGGGCCCCCGGGCAAUAGGGGAUCAUGGGGCCCCUGUGUCCUUGCCCAAACUCAAAAAAGCCUAUGAAAAAGGUACCAGGGGCAUCUCAUGGGGCCCCCUACUGACCCCAGGCCCUCUGGCAGUGCCCAAGUUUCCAAAUGGUCAGUCCGCCCCUGCUCCUGAGUGUAUUAUUAUUUACACUCUAAAA
Staurois parvus is the source of this 380-nucleotide messenger RNA. The record is from the annotation of a GenBank genome assembly. Lineage: Eukaryota; Metazoa; Chordata; Amphibia; Anura; Ranidae.